AUGGACUCAGGAAUUACAGAUAAUAUUCGACGUCGGAAACGAAGAGAACUUACAGCAGGACAAAAACAAGAAAUUGUUGAAGCAUUUGACCUUUUUGAUACAGAUAAAGAUCAACAGAUCAGUUAUUACGAAUUCAAGGUUGCACUUCGAGCACUUGGAUUUGAGUUAAAAAAACAAGAGGUUCUAAAAACUUUGGAGGACUACAACAUCAAAGAAGAUUCUGGAAAACUACGAUUUGAAGAUUUCAAUGAAAUAGUGACAGAUAUGAUUUUAGACAGGGAUCCUGUCACGGAAAUGGUACGAGCCUUCAAGCUGUUCGAUGAAGAUGAUUCUGGAAAAAUUACUUAUCGUAACCUAAAAAAGAUCUCCAAAGAACUUGGUGAAAAUUUAUCAGAUCAGGAACUUCGUGCUAUGAUAGAGGAAUUUGAUCAAGACGGAGAUGGUGCGCUUAAUUUGGAAGAAUUUAUGGCGUUAAUGACAAAGGAAAUAUAA
Schistosoma curassoni is the source of this 492-nucleotide messenger RNA. The record is from the annotation of a GenBank genome assembly. NCBI's taxonomy places the organism in Eukaryota, Metazoa, Platyhelminthes, Trematoda, Strigeidida, Schistosomatidae.